Messenger RNA from Carassius auratus (goldfish), 2703 nucleotides. Its product is annotated as nuclear receptor subfamily 2 group F member 6-like. Bases 622 to 1854 code for a protein of 410 amino acids. Gene Ontology annotation, molecular function: DNA-binding transcription factor activity; sequence-specific DNA binding; zinc ion binding. The transcript has 6 exons. Gene Ontology annotation, biological process: regulation of DNA-templated transcription. Lineage: Eukaryota; Metazoa; Chordata; Actinopteri; Cypriniformes; Cyprinidae. The record is from RefSeq and is a predicted model, not a curated record.
UAGUAACAGAUUCCUGGUUGUUUGUGUAGAGUGGCUACAGCCCACUCACUGCUCUUUGACUCUAUUACCCUUAUAAGGCAGGUGGCACCAUAGCAACCAGAGGGCUUGAAUAGCAGUGUCAAAUCCCUGAACACACACACACACAUGCUCACUCGCCCUCCACUACUCAGAGAGAGAGAGAGAGAGAGAGAGAGAGAAAGAACAGAGCGAGGCUUGUUGGCCAGUCACCACAGACGCUCGGGUCAGCUGUCUCUCCUGACCGUUGAAUCUCAUGAUUUACUGAUGAAUGGAGAAAAGCAGGGCACGGGAAGCAGUGGACGGCUAAAAGAGCUUAAGGUCGGUUCCUGGGAAUGCUGAGGCCCUCGAGAGCAUACGGCUGGACCAACCGGCACUGACAAAAACAAGAGGGCGAGGUGAGCUGUCCAACUCUGAACUGCUCAGUGAAUCAAAGGGAUCUUGAGAUCUUCACAGGGUUUUUUGGUUAGAGGACAUGAAGAAAAGCAACAGGGAUUGUGAUAUGACAAAAACUUGUCAGCCCGCUUGAAGGGAUUCGCUCCGGGGCGGAUCUGAAUUCUCAACGUGGGAAGGUUUCUCAAGCAGCUCCUGCUGGUGAACACAGAGAUGGCCAUGGUGAGCGGAGGAUGGGCCAACCCCAACGGCAGCGCGAAUGGACUCGGUGAGAAAGGUUACCUGCGGGGGGAGGAGGAGAACAGCUCGCCUCGGGUGGGGAACAGCGAUGCAGAAGGUGGCGAGGAGGACAAGGCCUGUGUGGUGGACUGUGUGGUGUGUGGGGACAAAUCCAGCGGCAAGCACUAUGGUGUUUUCACCUGUGAAGGGUGCAAGAGUUUCUUUAAGAGGAGCAUCAGACGGAACCUCAACUACACUUGCAGGUCAAACAGAGAGUGUCAGAUUGAUCAGCACCACCGUAACCAGUGUCAGUACUGCCGUCUGAAGAAGUGUUUCCGGGUCGGAAUGAGGAAAGAAGGUCAGCAAACAUCGGAAAAGUUCCAGCGUGGUCGAAUCCCUCCCUCCCAUGCAGGCAUCAGUCCAGCCUCCAUGGUUGGUGCAGGUGGUGAUGUUGGAGGAGGUCAGGGCAUGGGUGCUGAAUUCUUCAACGGUCAGCCGGUGUCUGAAUUCAUCUCUCAGCUGCUGAGAGCAGAGCCGUACCCCAACAGCCGCUACGGAGCCCAGUGCGGCCAGCAGCUCCCAGGAGGCAACAGCUCCGUCAUGGGCAUCGACAAUAUAUGUGAGCUGGCGGCCCGGCUGCUCUUCAGUACCAUCGAAUGGGUGCGGAAUAUUCCCUUCUUUCCUGAGCUGCCCGUGUCAGAGCAGGUGGCUCUUCUGAGGCUCAGCUGGAGUGAACUGUUCAUCUUGAAUGCAGCUCAGUCGGCUCUGCCGCUGCAUACAGCCCCUCUGCUGGCGGCCGCCGGCUUUCAUUCCUCCCCCAUGCCUGCUGACCGCGUCGUGUCCUUCAUGGACCAGGUGCGGGUCUUCCAGGACCAGGUGGACAAGCUGACACGAUUGCAGGUGGAUUCGGCUGAAUACAGCUGUCUGAAAGCCAUCGCUCUGUUCUCACCAGACGCGUGUGGGCUGUCAGAUCCGGUGCACAUCGAGAGCCUGCAGGAGAAAGCACAGGUGGCUCUGAACGAGUACGAGCGCAUGCAGUAUCCAGGUCAGCCGCAGCGCUUCGGGCGACUCCUGCUGCGACUGCCCGCCCUCAGAGCCGUUCCCGCCAACCUCAUCUCUCAACUCUUCUUCAUGCGGCUAGUUGGCAAGACGCCCAUUGAGACACUUAUCCGGGACAUGCAGCUCUCUGGAAGCUCCAUCAACUGGCCAUACGUGCCUGGACAGUAGAUGAACAAUCAGAGACUUGUUCCCAUGUCUCUUCUCAGGCUGCGACCAUGAUUCCACAGUAACGUGUUGAAUGUGGAUAGAUGUUGUGUUUCGGGUUUUGUUGAUUGUGUAUAUACUGUAUGUCUAAAAGAGGUUGACAUGUAUGUUCCUAUGCAGUUUCAAUGAGCCAUCCAGCACCAGGAUACCUCCUGUUUCAACAAAUUCUGUCGAGAAACAGACAGAGACAAACUGAUUAUGAAGAAGUCAGCUGAUAUCUGAUCCAAAGCUUUAAAGAAGUGUAUAAUUCCUUCUUUUUCAGUGAACUAUAUUAAAUCUUUAUAAGAGACUGCAUUCGUGAGAAAAUGGUUGGGUUAUAUAAUUGAAGAAUCAAUGGUGGCUAUGUUUAGAAUUGGAAUACUUGCACAAUACUGCUUUAUAUCGAAUAGUAUGUGAAACAGUAUGAAAUAUGCAAUAUUACAUACACCAAACCGUACUAUGCUUAAUUUUGAUCUCAUUAUAUUGCUUGUUUGUAGUGUAAAUAUGAUGCACUGUAUUAUAGGAUACAGUAUUCUGUACAGUGUGCUUUGGUUGCGUUCAGAAUACUUUCAGGUAUUACACACUAUGCACGGUUUACACACUAUACACCAAAAAGAAUAAGAGUGGUAUGGUAGUGUGCUAUUCUGAACAUAGACCAUGCCUUCGAUUGUCCUGUUUAAACAGUUCUGGUGAAUUUUUCAACGGGGUGGAGAAAUGGUAUCAACAUUUUCAUUGCUGACUGUUGGAAAUUUCAAGUAUUUUUGCAUAUUAAAAAUAAAAAUUAAUGAUAAACAUGCAGUGCUAGUCAAAUAAAUAAACUGCAAACAAGAAAAA